AUGAGAGGGUUGGUCUUGAUCUCCGAUCAUCGAAACGGCAGUGCAGUUGUCUGCCCCAAGCCUCGGCGAAUUCGGGUCCUGCAGUUGCAUCUGUAUCAAGCCGAGGUAAACGAUUCGAAAGCUGGUGCGGAGCUUCUCGAUGCUAUAGCCUCAUCACCCCCGUUCUUUUGUGGAUCGCCUCCCGGCAGGGCGGCGAAUCCACUUGUGCAAGAUGCUCGGUUCAACGAAGAGCGGCUUGCACAAGCGCUUUCGACGCUGCAAAUUCCAUGUCCGUCGUCGUCGUCGUCACUUGCAAGUAAAGCAGGGUGUAUCGGGAUGAAAUUUGGCCUUGAACCGGCCGCAGUUAGAGUUGAAGGAUUUGAUUGCCUUAGCAGGGAUCGGCGAAAUUCCAGAGUCCCUGCCAUGGCUUAG
This is a messenger RNA of Hibiscus syriacus, 411 nucleotides long. RefSeq lists its product as uncharacterized. The transcript has a single exon. The coding region runs from base 1 to 411 and encodes 136 amino acids. The record is from RefSeq and is a predicted model, not a curated record. NCBI's taxonomy places the organism in Eukaryota, Viridiplantae, Streptophyta, Magnoliopsida, Malvales, Malvaceae.